AUGUUCAAGACCAUCGUCACGGGCAGCACGCGCUUGCUUUCUCACGCGGCGCCUCUUCGGACUUCUGCGGCCAAAGCAGUUCCCGAUUUGGCGCCUUUGAAAUUCGACUCCAACGGCAGCUCCAGCUUGUACGCCAUUUGCAAGAUCCACAAUAUGCCCUACUUGGUUUCGAAAGGCGAUCGGUUGGUUUUGCCAUACAAGAUGAAGAACGUCAAGGUGGGCGAUGUGUUGAAACUCAACAACGUCACCAGUAUCGGGUCGAGAAACUUCACAUUCAACGACGACAAUGGCAUUCCGGAGCUGGCUUUCGAAUUGACGGCGACUUUGGCCGAGAUCACAAGAGAACCAAAGUACCAAGUAUACAAGAAGAAACAGAGAUGCAGAAGAUUGAAGACGGUGGAUGUUGAGCCGUACCAGACCCACUUGGUCAUCAGCGAGUUGAAGUUGAAGUGA
This is a messenger RNA of Clavispora lusitaniae ATCC 42720, 453 nucleotides long. Its product is annotated as mitochondrial 54S ribosomal protein bL21m. Gene Ontology annotation, molecular function: structural constituent of ribosome. Gene Ontology annotation, cellular component: mitochondrial large ribosomal subunit; ribosome. The record is from RefSeq and is a predicted model, not a curated record. NCBI's taxonomy places the organism in Eukaryota, Fungi, Ascomycota, Pichiomycetes, Serinales, Metschnikowiaceae.